CUCUGUAGGGAAACCCCUCCUGUCUGUCGAACGCAAAAUCGAUUGUUAUAAAGUGCGCAUGUGCGGUAGUUACCCGGGUAGGUUUUGCUUUCGCAAGGGAACAAAUUACGGGAACGAACUGUAGAAGAGGGUGGAGAACGGAAAAACAAGACCGUAUUCACUCACGGAACUGAAGGCACUGGCGAUUGCAGAUGUCGUACUACUCCUCGUCCCACAGCUCGUCUCGCAACACUGACUGCAAGGUCUAUGUGGGAGAUUUGGGCAAUGGCGCGGCCAAGGGCGAGCUGGAGCGCGCGUUCAGCUACUACGGCCCUUUACGCAGCGUCUGGGUAGCUCGGAACCCUCCCGGCUUCGCCUUUGUAGAGUAUGAAGACUCCCGAGAUGCCGAGGAUGCUGUGAAGGGCAUGGACGGGAAAGUGCUUUGUGGGUCUCGGAUCCGAGUGGAGCUCUCCACCGGCUUGUCCAGGAAGACCCGGUACGGCCGGCCGAGCCGCAGGCACUUUGACCCCAACGACCGUUGCUACCAGUGCGGCGACAAGGGCCACUACGCGUAUGAUUGCUACCGCUUCAGCAAGCGGGGCGGCAGCCGCCGAAGCAGGUCUCGUUCCCGCUCACGCUCUCGAUCCCGCUCCAGGUCCAGAGGACGUCGCUACCGCUCCCGUAGCCGUAGUAACGACCGCAGGUACCGUUCCCCAUCGUACUCCAAGCGCAGAAGCAGGUCUGGCUCUCCUGCCAGGUCCAGGUCCCGAACUCCAGUGCGGAGGUCCCGAACUCCAGUGCGGAGUCGCUCCCGCUCUCGCUCUCGUUCCCGCUCUGUGUCGCGCCCCAGGGGGCGCUCGGUCUCUCGCUCUCGCUCUCGGUCCCGAUCUCGCUCCAGGUCCCGCUCCCCCAGCCCCAAGAGAGACGGAUCCAGCCUCCCUGUUGAUUAGCUUCAGAGUGAAAACAAACCCCAAAAGAGAGAAAUCAGACGUGAUCAGACUACAGUGACGAAUUUCUGCAGGCUUUUUUUUUUUUUCUUAGAGUUGGGGAGUCGACCUGCGCAAGCCCUGACCAGGUUCAUCCUUGCUGAGUUUUUUUAACGUCCGCGAGGGAAAAGAGCUGACGAGACCUCAGUCUCCGCCCAUCGGGGGUUAAAGAGGUCGUCCGACGCACGUUCCGACGAGACACUUCCUGCGCAUACACACACCGCUCUUCUCCACCCCCCCCCCCCCCCUCCCCACUCCCCCAUUCCCCACCUGAACGGCGUGCUGAGAUCAGGCGCCCGCUGCCUUGUAAGCCCCGCCCAAAGCUCCGGCCUCGCUUAGCUUCUGAGGGUGAGAGGAGAGCUGACGAGAGAUCAGACUUCAAGACCCUCCAGUGUGUCUCCAAGUUCUCGCGUCCGUCGAGUCUCUGUUCUUGUUGUUUCUGCCAGUGUCUUCAAAGGUAACCCAUUCAAGAGUCACUGUCAUUUAUGAUCAGAACCCAGCCCUGAACGCACAUGCUCCCAAGACCUAGCGUAACAAAACCGUUUUUGCAGUUUCUCUGUGGUAUAGCCUUUUCUGUACUCUGCACUCUGCAUUCCCUCCCUAACUGUUUUUAGGUUUGUUUGUCGUAUUUGGGUAAAAGGUAUCUCAAAAGGUUUGUGUUGAAUAAUAGCCAUUGGGAGGGAUUGCCUGAUUUACGCUCUAUAAAAAUAGAGGGCAUUUAGCUGUUGGUCUUGGGAGAUGCAGCAUUAACAUACUGUUUAUGGACAUUACUCUGUGGCUUCAGUGUUUUAACUCGAGCUGUUAAUUGUGACACUUGUCCUUAAAGUAGGUGGGCCCAUGUGUUGGAUUGAGUGGCCGGGACUUGGGUUCCCCUGGGUUCUGAAUCCUAACGUGUGUCUGGGGCUGCUGCAGCCCAGAAGCACGCCCUUUGUCCUCUAAGUAGCAGGUGCACAGGAGUCUCGUGCCUAACAGUAUGCUUGUUUGGAGGCAGUUUUGUUUCCCUUUUAUACAUCUGUUGUUGUUGUUGUUGUCCCCCUCCCCCCCAACUCUGUUUUUGUUUGGGUGUGGGGGGGUUAGGGGGGAAGUGCAGGAAGUGCACGCUCAGUCCUCGGCUCCUGUCCGACUCGCGGCCUUCCCCCGCAGGGUGGUGUCACACCUCAGAUAGCCCUCUUGCUGCUAACUCCUGUUGCCUUGCGGCCCAUCAGCUUCCUUUCUCUGUCCCUGAGCCCUUUGCAUAUCCCUUUGUUUCUUUUCAAUUGGAAAGCGUGGGUACAACACCCCACGCCCAACCCCCCCCCCCCCCCCCCCAGUCGAGUGACCCUGUGGCCGUUCAUCGCCUGAGCACUUUUGCGGUGGCCUGGUCACGGUGCAGUGUAGCAGUAAGUGGGUUUUGCGGUUGAGCCAGACAGGAGCCGGGGGAAGGGCGUGCGCGGGGGGUGGGGGGGCGCUGCCGCUGUGGAGGUUCGGCCAGCUUCCGCCCUGUACUAACGCCCCUCUCUGUUCCUUUCAGCCGUUCCAGGUCGCCCAGCCAGAAAAAGAGCCCCACUCCCAACGGUGACUGAAGGGGAGAAAGGAGGAACCCCCCCCUAAAUUCCCCCACCCUUUUACCCCCACCCCUCUCCCCACACCCACCCUUGGAGCUUUGAAGGCUUUUUAUUUGAUCAUUUCUGUCUGUUUUAAUUUUAAGGCUAAUCCUCCCCUCCCCCCCCCUUUCGUCCCAUUAUUUUCUAUAGCCGUGCAAGUUUCAACUGUACCAUGUCUGGCCCAGCCCCUCCCCCUUAAUCCAGACAGCACAUUCCAAAAACUGCCUGUUCGGAUGUUUCUUUCACUUGCCCUCGUUUAAUUUUUUUUUAAGAAAAUAGAUAUUUAAAUAUUUUUAGCUCUUUUUUUCCGUUUGUAUGAUUUGCCAGUCUUACUUUCAAAUUUUUAUUUUCUGAAUUCCCAAUAUGACUGCGUAGCGCACGCAGAAGUGGGUGGUUUGAGUUGUAAUGUGCUGUAGUUGUGAGUGUACAGGACCCUUGAUGCCAGGCGGUUGGGCCCACAUGAAAUUGCAUCAGAGCUCGACUGGAAGCAGGAUUCAAUUUUUUUUUUCCUCCCCCCCCUCUCAUUGGAAUGUAAAUUCCUGGAAAAUGGUAAUUUGAUUUUUUUAAAAUAAAGUACAUGUACACAAA
This is a messenger RNA of Anguilla anguilla (European eel), 3136 nucleotides long. RefSeq names its product serine and arginine rich splicing factor 7a (gene srsf7a). The record is from RefSeq and is a predicted model, not a curated record. Gene Ontology annotation, biological process: mRNA splicing, via spliceosome. Bases 192 to 929 code for a protein of 245 amino acids. Gene Ontology annotation, molecular function: RNA binding; zinc ion binding. Lineage: Eukaryota; Metazoa; Chordata; Actinopteri; Anguilliformes; Anguillidae. Gene Ontology annotation, cellular component: nuclear speck. The transcript has 9 exons.